Nematostella vectensis (starlet sea anemone) is the source of this 749-nucleotide messenger RNA. RefSeq names its product probable nucleoredoxin 1. NCBI's taxonomy places the organism in Eukaryota, Metazoa, Cnidaria, Anthozoa, Actiniaria, Edwardsiidae. Gene Ontology annotation, biological process: sensory perception; photoreceptor cell maintenance. The record is from RefSeq and is a predicted model, not a curated record. The transcript has a single exon. Bases 116 to 565 code for a protein of 149 amino acids.
CACAAUGCACCGCGGGCCGAGAUUCGAAAGUUGUGUUUAAAAGAAGUGUUUUUCGCUGCUUGAAAGUUGAUUUAGAGUUGCUGCACUCCUUCAGUCCCCUUUCAGUGAUAAAAAGAUGUCAUUCUUUCAAGGCAAGAAGUUGCUGAAUCAGAAGGGAGAGCUGGUCGAUGCCGGGGAAGCAGUGAAAGGCAAAGUUAUCGCUGUGUACUUCUCAGCACAUUGGUGUCCGCCAUGCCGUCAAUUCACCCCAAUAUUGAAGGACUUUUAUGAAGAACUGGGAGGCGAAGAGGGAGAUCUCGUAAUAAUCUUCGUGUCUAGUGACAAGGAUGAGGCAACGAUGAAAGACUACUUUAACAACCAUCACGGCGAUUAUUUAGCAGUUCCAUUCAGGGAUAAAGAAACACUUUCAACUGCCUUGAUAGAAGCGGCCGCAGUGAGAGGAAUCCCUUGCCUUGCUAUUUUCAACGAAGAAGGAAAAUGCCUACACAAGGAUGGAAGAAGCGAUGUCGCUGCUUGCAAGGGGGGACCUAAAUCAGUUCUGACCAGUUGGAAGACGUUAAAGUGAUAAACAAAAUCUUACAACAAACAACUCUCGUCGUCUUUGUAUUCGAUCCAGGUUGAAGGGACUACUUCGAUUAUAGACAUUGCAUAAACUGUAUCUGUUCUGACUCUAAGAAAUUAAUUGUGUACUUUCUUUUGAGGACUGUAUACGUUUCUUGAGUAAAUUUAAAAAAACCGAAUCUCAAAAA